Xyrauchen texanus (razorback sucker) is the source of this 1949-nucleotide messenger RNA. It is a transcript of the gene rcc1, whose product is annotated as regulator of chromosome condensation 1. Gene Ontology annotation, cellular component: cytoplasm. The transcript is spliced from 10 exons. Gene Ontology annotation, molecular function: guanyl-nucleotide exchange factor activity. NCBI's taxonomy places the organism in Eukaryota, Metazoa, Chordata, Actinopteri, Cypriniformes, Catostomidae. The record is from RefSeq and is a predicted model, not a curated record. The coding region runs from base 173 to 1432 and encodes 419 amino acids.
UAAACAACAGAAGAAGAACGCAUGAAGUAGAGCAGCAGUGGCGACACGCGCGUGCGUUACACUUCCUUCAGGACAACUCACUGACGUUCACAAACCUCUCAGAAGCUUUGAAACUGGGCAAUAGUCACGCUCUUACUGACGAUUUAGGUUUUUCCAAUAAUUUAGCGUCACCAUGCCAGCGAAAAAAGCUGUAAAGAGACAAACCAUUACAGCAAUUGAGGACUCAACGGUUGUGAAAAAACUAAAAGUUUCCCACAGUAGUCAUGGCCAGGAGAAGGGCCUGGUGCUUGUUCUCGGGCAGGGUGACGUUGGACAGCUCGGCCUGGGAGAGGAUGUGCUUGAGAGGAAGAAACCGGCCCUGGUGACUCUUCCUGAUGGCAUUGUGCAGGCUGUGGCAGGGGGCAUGCACACAGUCUGCCUCAGUGAUACAGGGAAUGUAUAUACAUUUGGCUGUAAUGAUGAGGGCGCUUUGGGUCGCGACACAUCAGAAGAGGGCACAGAGAUGGUUCCGGCCAAGGUAGACCUUGGAGAGAAGGUGGUUCAGGUUUCUGCAGGAGACAGCCACACUGCUGCCCUCACAGAGGAUGGAACUGUCUACAUCUGUGGCUCUUUUAGAGAUAAUAAUGGUGUCAUAGGACUCCUGGAGCCCAUGAAAAAAUGCACGUUGCCUGUCAAAGUUCCCUUAGACAAGCCCGUGAUUAAAAUAGCAUCAGGAAAUGAUCACUUGGUGAUGCUGACUGUGAAUGGAGAGCUUUACACUUCCGGAUGUGGAGAACAAGGGCAGCUGGGAAGGGUGGCUGAGCACUUUGCUAACCGUGGAGGCAGGAAAGGAUUGAGGAGGCUACUGGAGCCGCAGGUGGUUAUCAUGAAGCCACGGGGGAAGGUAGUCUUCACUGAUGUCUUUUGUGGAGCAUACUUCACAUUUGCUGUGUCAAAAGAGGGUCACGUUUAUGGCUUUGGCCUGUCCAAUUACCAUCAACUUGGUACCCAAAGCACAAACAUCUGCUUUAUUCCUGUCAAGCUCACCUCUUUCAAGAACUCCACCACCUCCUGGGUGGGUUUCUCUGGGGGUCAGCACCACACCCUGUGUCUGAAUUCUGAAGGACAAGUAUACAGUCUUGGACGGGCCGAGUACGGUCGAUUGGGCCUGGGGAAAGAUGCUGUAGAGAAGAGUGAGCCCUCACUAGUCCCUGGUAUCGGUGACGCUCAAGUGGUCGCCUGUGGUGCCUCUGUAAGCUUCGCUGUCACCAAACAAGGCUCUGUGUACGCCUGGGGCAUGGGCACCAACCUGCAGCUGGGUACAGGAGAGGAGGACGAUGAAUGGAGCCCUGUGGAGAUGAACGGCAAGCAGCUGGAGAAUCGUGUAGUUCUUUCAGUGUCCAGUGGAGGGCAGCACACAGUCCUGCUGGUCAAAGACAAGCAGGAGAGCUGAUCUUUAUCUCCUUGACUAAAGAAAGCUGAGCCAAACUACUGUAUCAGUGGUAUUUUUAACCUAUAGCUUGAUCAAGAACAGUGGAGUCAAACCAGUUCAGAACAAGUUGGUAAUACUUCCUGUGCUGAGCUAAGCCAGCUAUUCAGGGGAGAUGAUCGGUUUUGGAGAGUGUAGUAUAAAUAUAAUCUAAUUAAACCUUUUAUCCCACUUUAUGGGAAAUGCAAACAUUCACUGGAUAUGGUCUGGCAGAUCAUGAUCAAAAGAGACUUUUCUUUUUUUUUUUUUUUUAAUGGACUUUAUAUUUUUCCCUUUGCUUUUAUUUUCUUUUCUUUUUUUUUUUUUUUAACAAAUCUUUAGAACACUUCCUUGGAGACUGCCUGUUGUGAGUGAUUUGUAUGCAUGUAUGAACUAAAAACAAUUUAAAGUAUUUUAGAAAAGUCCCAGAGUUUUUUUUUUUUCUUUUUUUCUUGAUUCCACACUUUGGUCUGAGCAAUAAAAGGUUACAAGAGCAGGUAUA